Gongylonema pulchrum is the source of this 368-nucleotide messenger RNA. The record is from the annotation of a GenBank genome assembly. NCBI's taxonomy places the organism in Eukaryota, Metazoa, Nematoda, Chromadorea, Rhabditida, Gongylonematidae.
AUGGAUAAUUUGCUCGAUCCUGGAAAGCGCCUAAUUCGUCACCGUCUAUUUCGAGAGCACUGCGUCUUCGUCUACGGCAAUUACAUCAAGGAUUUAACGAUUCUUGGCAGAGAUCUAUCCAAAACAAUUAUCAUCGAUAACUCGCUGCAGUCGUUUGCAUAUCAGCUUGACAAUGGCAUUCCCAUCGAAAGCUGGUUUUUUGAGCAAGACGACGAGGAGCUGCUCAAACUCAUCCCUUUCCUUGAGCAGAUCACCAGCCAGGUAAAGCACAUUUUAACUGAUACAACGUCCAAAUCCUCGGCCCGUUCAGAGUCCAUUUACUCUACCGAAGCGUGUUGUGAUAAGGUGAUACAUACUCAGGAAUAAAA